This is a messenger RNA of Caenorhabditis angaria, 978 nucleotides long. The record is from the annotation of a GenBank genome assembly. NCBI's taxonomy places the organism in Eukaryota, Metazoa, Nematoda, Chromadorea, Rhabditida, Rhabditidae.
UUGCUAGUUCUCAAUUUUUAUUACCAAUCAAAUUGGUUCAACGAUCAUCAUACUUAUCAAUAUAGUUUUUGGUAGGUUUUUUGUAGAAAAAUUUAAAGAAAAUUCGGUGGGUACUGUAACUUUUGGAAAAUUCUUCGAAGUUAUUUUGUCAUCUCAAAAACCCUUUUUUGUAAUUUUUCUGAAAUUUUUACAGUAAAAAUUAGUUAUAGUCAGAAACUCUGAAAACAGAAUGAAUAAAUUUCAGGAAAGUCACCCCAAUUGUUUUUCUCGUUUUUGUCUCAUUUUUGAAAGGUGAAACAACGGGUGGAUAUGCUUUGAUUUUUGGAGCAAUUGGUGAUUGGAUUAUUGGAAUUCGCGCAGAUGGAAUUAUUCCGGGAGCUUUUGCUUUUGGAAUUGGACAUUUUUUAUAUAUGGUAUUAAUUUUCAUAAAUUCAGAACAUUAAUUAUUUUCUUGUUUUUUUUCAGAAACUUCUCUCUCAACAUUCUACACGUAUUCAUAAUCCAUUUCAAUUUUUAAUGCUUCUUUGGGCUGUUUUUGUUGUCAAAUAUUGUUAUUUACCACUUUUACCAGAGCAUAAGGUAAGAAAAGAAAAAUUCAUUUUAAGUUUUUAUAAAAACUUUAUAGAAUAAUCUUUCAGAUUCCUGUUGCUGUAUUUUCAAUUUAUUCAUUAGCUUUAUCGCGUGUUACUUUGGUUGCUGUUUCACAAUAUUUGAAUCAAUCAAAAACUUUGAACAAAUCGGUAAAAUAUUUAUUUUUUUCAUUUAAAUUAAACUGGAAUUAUCUAUUUUCAGGCUGCGAUUCACCGUGCAAUUGGUUUUCUUUUAUUUUAUAUUUCGGAUUCUUUCAUAAUUUUGACACAUGUUGGAAUUUGGACAUUUUACAGUAAUCAAUUAGUAUUGUCAACUUAUUAUCUCGCACAAUUUUUGAUUUUGUUCGGAAAUCUGGCAGCCAAAAAUCAGGAUAUUAAAGUUGAAUAA